AUGAGCAUGCCCAAUUAUCGCGCCGGUCUUGAACCUCGACAAGCAGGUUACCUGCUCGAGAUACGCCACCAACGUGCAGUUGAGCAGGAUUCCUGUUUUACCCUGGGAUUGGCCAACAAGCUCGCACAUGAUCUUGCAGAUCCGACGCACUGCCCUUUCACUGACAUCAUGAAUCGCUCUCGACAAGCGGACAGAAACUUUCUUGACGAGUUUGGAAAUCACCCUCUUUUGCAUCUUCGCUUGAACUCGGACAGAGAUAUGGAUGAGUCCUUCUUCGAUUUUGACAGCUAUCUAGGAUGCGCGGGUAGCGAGAGUGAUAGCAUCCCAGAGCAGAUGGUAGUAAGGACCGGUCCGUAUGAAGAGAAUGCCCUUGAAGCGUCUGUGCACACCGUUCGAUCUGCGGAUGGCGAGAGUCCUGGCAUCCCAGAACAGACGACAGCCGAGACCGUUCGGUACUCAUCGGAUGCCGUCCAAAGCCUGCUACCUGUCACCCGAAGUGAAGAUAGUUCCGAUCAAGUUCCCAUAGAUCCUAGGAUCCUAGACUCUUGUCAUCGCGUCUCCGAGGCCGAUGUAUUCAUCGACCGAACCACGAGCAUGCUGGCAGACGAUGACAAAGAAUCUGUUGACCAACCCCGAGACUUGAGCCCAUCAGUCCCCACUGAUACCAGCUCAAAGAUGGAUAAGAAGAUGCUAGAAGACUUCGAAAACUUCGACGGACGUAGUUUGACGAAGAUCAACCACACUCUGUCGAACUGCCAUACUCCAGAGGGUUUGCGUGACGUUCAGCUCGAUUUGCUGGAAAAUGGACAAGCUGGUGCCUCUCGCGAUUACCAAUGGGGAACCCAGACGUUUCGCGUUUAUCGGUGUCCCAGAUGCUCGCUGGUGAGGAAGAUGGGGACGACGCUCACCAGACAUGGUUUCUGCGAUGGAUGUCAAAAGAUGCAGGACGAUAUAGCCGGCGCGAGGCUGCGAAAGAACACGCUCAACCACAGGUCACGCAGACAGCCACGACUCACAAGCCAUAAACCACGAAUCACAAAUGGCAAGACGUACUUACUUCAUCACCCAUUCAUUCAAACGACAACGUCGUUCAACCAUUAUCACAGAAGGCCUAACGCUCAUCUUCGCGCGAAACUGGUGCAAGGCUCGACUGGUCAAUUUGAGGACGAUUUGACUCUCGCGACCGACGUGUUUCUGGACUAUCAGAUCCUGUUGAAUCAGCGUAGCAAAGUAGGUAGCGGAGGACCCAAUGCCACACCAUCAGCGAAUGAUGGAAGUCAUGCCAACUGGAUCCAGAGGUCCUUCCGAGCAGUCUGCCGUCCUGGCCGCGAACCCAGUACACUAGAAGCAAGAGGACAGAAACACAGCAUGAUGGAAAGGACAAAGGAUCUCGCCCUUUUCUGCCGCCUCGUCAGGCGGGCUCGAUUCUCCCCACGUAGCAGUAGUAUAGACUCCUGUGCCUCGACGAACGCAUAUGAAGAAGAACGAAAAACUAUCAGAGGUCUCGGUCCCUGGAAUACUCUUUCAAGUUCUUUCUCCCCCUCAUCCGACCCGCCAUCGACCUCCAAAAAGAACUACGGACACAGUCCCACUCCGUUAUCCUCUUCGAAAGGUCUGUCUCGGGGACGAUCCUGGUGGAACCUUCGAUCUCCCUCAAAGCGACGACGAAACUCGAAUUUCUCCAUCGGCAGUGACACUUCUCAGAGUCAGAGCGAUAUAUCAACCCCUCAUGGGUCUCCGCAAUUGAUGAGGACUAUAUCAUCCACCCUCAUGGAGCCGGACGCUUCUUGCAGACCAGGACCGCCCGGUUGGCCUUCCAAAACCCGAGAGUUGAACAGUGCACAAUGGGAUCAAAUAUACGAGAUCUCCCUGGAUCUGAUAGAAUGUGCCUGGGAAGGAGCUUUUCGUGGGUAUGGCGGAUCCGAUAGCUGGUCAAAUACGAAAAAGGAACUGCUUGGGAGAGUCCUUGAAGGCAAGAAACACGUGUGUGUGAGGAUCGAGCUCCCGGCUCAACAGGAACAGCGGGAAUUUCAUGGCCACCUCACGGUUUCGGUACAGUCAUCCCAUCGCUACGACGAGUUCACUCUGGAUGCCACGAUUCCGCGGGUCUCUUGGCUGGAAGAACUCCCUCGCAAAUACGACAUGCCAAUAUGGCAGCCUUUCCUCAGACCUCAUCGGGAGCGCAACGUGAAGGCUGCCUUGCAAGACAUGAUGGGACGAUGCACCGCAAGACGUCGAUUCCCUUCUUCCGAGGUCUUCAUAGGUUUCCAAUGCGAGACUAUCUCGUCAACCAACUCUUCCAAAACAUUCACAGUUGAUCGUCGGCUACUGUAA
This is a messenger RNA of Filobasidium floriforme, 2334 nucleotides long. RefSeq lists its product as uncharacterized. Lineage: Eukaryota; Fungi; Basidiomycota; Tremellomycetes; Filobasidiales; Filobasidiaceae. The record is from RefSeq and is a predicted model, not a curated record. The transcript has 13 exons. The coding region runs from base 1 to 2334 and encodes 777 amino acids.